Triticum urartu is the source of this 896-nucleotide messenger RNA. RefSeq lists its product as uncharacterized. Gene Ontology annotation, molecular function: structural constituent of ribosome. NCBI's taxonomy places the organism in Eukaryota, Viridiplantae, Streptophyta, Magnoliopsida, Poales, Poaceae. Gene Ontology annotation, cellular component: ribosome. The record is from RefSeq and is a predicted model, not a curated record. Gene Ontology annotation, biological process: translation.
AAACCCCAAAGCCCACCACCCUGUUCCCGUCCCUCGCCGGCGAGUGCCACCUGUCUACCACCAUGCCAACCACGGCCGCCGCACGAUCCUUCUUCUCAUCGCCAGCACCACCUCCUCUCCUCCAUGCGGGAUCGGGGAUCACGGUCGCCUCCUUCCCGCGUGGAUCUCCUCCUACCAUCGCGCUCUCCCUCUCGGUCUCCGCCUCCGCCCCCACCUCGCCGUGGGCGCCGGCGGCCAACCCCAAGUACCACAACGCGAAGGUGGACGCGGGAGACGAGGACGUGGACGGGGGCGAUCUGCUGCGGCAGUUCACGCGGGAGGUGGGGCGAGCCGGCGUCAUGCACGAGGUCAGGCGGCGGCGGUGGCACGAGGACGCGCGGGACAAGCGCAAGCGAAAGUCCCGCGACGCCGCAUGGAGGCUCAGCCGCAGGCGUUUCAAGGGUCCAUAUCCAUUUGACGAUGAGCAGGAGUCGAAGGAAAGAACCACCGAUGAUGAUGCGCGUGACAACUGGGAGCUUCCUGGAGGAGAGUUUCCUUCUUUCAGAUGAACCAAGAAGCUACAUUUACUGAUGGUUUGUCAGACAAAGAAUUCCGACCAUGCAACUUCAGUUAUAUUUCUGUAGUUGCGGAGGAACUUAAACUUAUUUUGUGGGGAUCCCUAAUUCAUUUAGGAGGUAGGACUUGGCUAGGUAGGGUCAACUUCAUGCAUCUUUGGGAUUGAAAGCUCUGCUAUGAAUGUUAUGUACCUAGUAUAUCUCAAAGCACUGUGUGAGUGUGUGAUCUCUCUGGUGUGUAAUUCUGAUAGAAUCGCCAGUUUGCUGCAAUGGCUCAGUGCCAUGUGUUCUUCUAUUGGAAUAGAAUUGAUGGUUUGCUGUUGCAAAGACUUUAUCUACUCC